UUAUUCCGUAACUAUAGCAACAGGAUCAAAGUUUGUUUUUGAUUACCAUGAAUUUGGACUUAGACAUUACAGAACUUUGGGUUAAAAAGCAAAAGUAAACAUUCAAACAACGAUUUUGAUAUAAAAUAACCUGCAAAGUGUAAAACUUUUACAGGUGUUUCUUUUAUAAUUUCUUCAAUUAUUAUUAUUAUUUGAUAAGUUUAGCAUUGACCAGAUUUCACGCAAUUGCAUGAUAUUUUUAUAAUAAUUGUCAUGGCUGAUGAUGCUCAAGUAUCCAAGUACUCUUUUCUAGCAGAAUGGUAUGAUACAGAAGCAUUUCUUCUUAAGAAAUUCCUGUUGUUUUUCUUUCCAUUCGAUUCAACAUUGGAAUUGUAUGACCUCAAGAAUCGUCGCACUUUCCUCAAACGAACUACAGUACCUGGUGUGAGAUUGAAAGACCUCUUUAUUGGCAAUACAGUUGAAGUAUACUCUCGACAGUUGAAAAUAAUCGAUUAUGGUGAUGAUACGACAAGGAGCAAAAUGUCUAUUUCUUUGCAAAAAACUUUUGGGAUGAUUAAACCUGAUGGCUUGAAGCACAAAGGAAAUAUUUUCAGAACAAUUUACAAUAAUGGGUUUGUAAUAUCCAAACUGAAAAUGGCUGUUUUGACUAAAGAUCAAGCGUCUCAUCUCUACGAACAACAUAGGAGUGAAUCAUUUUUCUCGUAUCUGAUUGAGCAUGUAACGUCGGGCCCUGUGAUUGCGAUGGAACUGAUCGCAGACCGAGCGAUUGCAAACUGGUCCCGAUUGGUCGGACCCACUGAUCCGCUAGAGGCCCGAAGGUCCGCGCCCAAGUCCAUCAGAGCCUGCUAUGGCGAGUCAGUUAGUCACAAUGCAGUUCAUCGAGCCACAUGCGAGGAACAUGUUCAGAAGGCAAUUGAUAUUUUCUUUCCCACUGAGCCUACGGAAAUAAUAAAAUCUCCCAGUUCUUGUGCAAAGUUGAAAAAUACUACUUGCUGCAUAAUCAAACCUUGUGCAGUUAAAGAGGGUAAACUUGGCGAUAUAGUAUCAACCAUAACUGAGAAUGGGUUUGAAAUAACUGCUAUGCAGAUGUUUUUCAUGGAUAGACCAAACGCUGAGGAGUUCUAUGAAGUUUACAAAGGAGUUGUCAACGAAUAUCAAGCCAUGGUUAAUCAUUUGAUGUCAGGUCCUUGUAUUGCCUUGGAGAUAUCCGCAUUCGAAAAUGAAGACACAGCAGUGAAAUUCAGGGAACUAGCUGGUCCUGCUGAUCCAGAUAUCGCCAGAAAAUUGAGACCAAAUACGAUAAGAGCUCGAUUUGGAAAGGAUAAAAUUGAGAAUGCUAUUCAUGUAACUGAUCUACCUGACGAUGCACCUCUAGAGGUUUUAUAUUUUUUCAAGAUAUUAUCACUGGCUGCUUGAAACCUGGAUUAAACUUUAAAAUUUAUAAUACGGCUCGUUUUAUAAUAAUGUUAUCCAUUGUUUGGCAAUUGAUGAAAACCUUGAUUGUCAUUAUUUCUUGAUUGAAAGCAUUUUUAUGAACAAAGAUUGCUAGAUUUGUCGUUAGUUUUAAAUUCUCAAGAAUUGAAGGUUUUUAUUUGAAAUUAAUUCAAAGACAUCCCAAUUCAAAUGAAUUUGUUUAAAAACUGGUAAUGUUUGAGCUGCUUGGAAUUUUCAUGAGAGUAUGUUUAACUUCAGAUUUGUGAAUAAAAUUCAAGAAGUUUAUUGGUUGGAUUAUAGCGACAAGUGAAUGAUAAAUUUGGUCAAUUUUCCACGUGCAAGUUAGUAUUUUUGUGUGGCCUUAAUCAAUUUGAAAUGAAUAAUGACAAUUUAUUGUAGCAAUAACUUUAUAAUAUCUUGUAUUUUUCUAAUUUAUCAUAAAGGUUGAAUCAGAAUUUUAUUGCAACUUUCUGGAGUUUGAAUUGUUAAAUUAUAGAACCAAGUGAUAAAAUAAAUAAAAAAUGUAUUCUUGUA
Molecule: messenger RNA, 1968 nt
Organism: Nilaparvata lugens (brown planthopper)
Lineage: Eukaryota; Metazoa; Arthropoda; Insecta; Hemiptera; Delphacidae
Gene: nmdyn-D7
Product: nucleoside diphosphate kinase 7
Exons: 10
Coding region: 253-1416 (387 amino acids)
Biological process (GO): CTP biosynthetic process; GTP biosynthetic process; UTP biosynthetic process
Cellular component (GO): centrosome
Molecular function (GO): nucleoside diphosphate kinase activity; ATP binding
Source: RefSeq, a predicted model, not a curated record